UGGGAAUAUUUGGCUGUCAUUAAAAAAAAAAAAAACUUCCCUUUUUCUGCAGUCAUUAGCGAAAGCUGAGGAGGGAGCAAAACAAGACCUCGGAAUCCUCUUUGGCAGAUGAUAUGGACAUGAAGGCUCUGCUCUGAAAUCUCAUCGUUGAACUUUGGAACCAGGCCACGGUUGAAAAUGGCUCUGAAGAAAAAAAUCCCGGACUAAUGGGGGCCACUGGCAGGUCGCGCAUUAAUUCUCACUCUCGAUUUGACUUCCUGGCUGCGCUGUGGCUUCUCUCCACCAUGAUCACCGUUGUUCAGUCCUGCCCACAAAGAUGCCACUGCGCCGAAAGGAACGGCGCCGUGGUGCAGUGCACGUCUCGGAACUUGGAGAACAUUCCCUCAAACCUGCCCGAGGACACUGCGGUUCUCCUGCUCUCCUCCAACCAGAUCACCCACAUCCCCAAGGAGGCCUUCGCCGACCUCCGCCGACUCAGGGAACUCGACCUUUCCCACAACCUCAUCGAAAGUUUAGAGGCGGGCGCUUUCCGAGGACUUUCAGAAGGCUUGAGGACCUUGGACCUCUCCAACAACCACCUCCAAAGCCUGCCAAAAGAAACCUUCGACAAACUCCAGGCUCGAGUGCGCUUGUCCAACAACCCCUGGAACUGCGAGUGCUCUUUGCAGGAAGUGCUGAGGGAGGUGCGACUGGACCCCGAGACGAUCAACGAGGUGAGCUGCUAUACGUCCGCCCGGGACGAAUACGUCGGGCAGCCGGUCGUGCAGGUCCUGGACUCGGGAAUCAACUUCUGCACCUUCCAUCAGAAGACGACAGACGUGGCCAUGUUUGUGGCCAUGUUCUCCUGGUUCUCCAUGGUGACCGCUUACAUCAUCUACUACAUCCGAUACAACCAGGAGGAGGCGAGAAGGCACAUGGAGUAUCUCAAGUCCCUGCCGAGCAGCUCCCGUAUCAAUAAAGACGACGACACAGCCAGCAGUGUGUUUUAGAAAUGAGCGAGCACUCGUGCGUGAAGACGAAAGUCAAGCGGGGAAAAUGUUUGCAACUCAAAAAAAAGAAAAAAGAAAAAUGAAAAGCAGCAUAAAGAUGCUCAAAUAAUUCACUGUCUUGAAAAAGGUCAGCUCACAUCAAUGUCUGAGAAAGGGAUUAUCAACCGGCGGUUCGCGCUCCUCUAGUGGUUCAUGGCGGUAUUGCAGGUGGUCCGCGACAUUGGAAAUGGAAAAUAAUUGUAACGGUUUUAAAAAUAAAUGUGAUCUAUUAUUUAGACUUGAUUUAUUUUCCAGCUAAUUUUGUGAAUCAUUCACUCAUCCAAAUUAUGUCUAAUGUUAUAAUAUUCCGCCAAAGCAAUGGUCCUUGAGUUGCUUCUUGAUUAUAAUGGACAAAAGCAGUUUAAAAGCUCUGAUCUAAAAGUCUAUUUGGUUCUUUUCCAAGAAAAACAGAUUUUUGUGUCGUCUGUUAUGUAAACGACUCAAGGUUGCCGUCUGUUUCAACAUGAUUAAGAUGUUCAAUGUUCAAAACAAUCUUAAGCUCGACAACAUCCACGAGUCCAUGUUGUUCUUUUAGAUUUGAACAGUGAAAUAAACCAAAAUUGCAAAUGA
Syngnathus typhle (broad-nosed pipefish) is the source of this 1598-nucleotide messenger RNA. Its product is annotated as leucine-rich repeat-containing protein 3-like. NCBI's taxonomy places the organism in Eukaryota, Metazoa, Chordata, Actinopteri, Syngnathiformes, Syngnathidae. The record is from RefSeq and is a predicted model, not a curated record. Gene Ontology annotation, molecular function: protein binding. The transcript has a single exon. Bases 207 to 989 code for a protein of 260 amino acids.